GGGACACUCUAAAAAUAACAGCAACAACAAUAUACGCAGUAGCGACAAUCGCUUUAGCAGGCCAUCAACACAAAUUACAAUAAAUACACAGCAACAUCGAAAGGCGGGUGUUCUUAUCCGCAAUUUUAUUUCAUUUUACUUUUUUGUUAUUACUUUUUUUAAUUGCUAUUUUUUUUUCUUCAUAUGUACUUACAUAUGUACAUUUGUAUUUUACGCUCCACAAUCGUUGCUACCAUUUACAAAUCGCUGGAGCUACGCAACGCGCCAUCGCUUAGCAUAUAACAAUCGCAGCCAGUUAGCGCGUCGCUGCCGAUCGGGAAUGGCGUAAAAUAUUUUUGUUGUAAAAAAUACAAAAUGUCAAAAUAGUUAUUUGCUUUUUUUUUUGUUUUUAAAUUGAGUUGUUCAAAAUUUGCAAUUUCACCAACAGUUGGUGUUCUAUGCACGUUCGUCGAGGCAAAGCGAAUCUACAAUAGUAUUUUGUAUGGAACGAAGUAACCAACGACUGGAGCAAGAAAGUGAAAUAACCAAUAUUUUUUAUGCAGAAAAAUUAAAUAAAAAUAAAUUAUAUCAAAAACACAUAGAAAGUAAAAAUGUCAUCUUGGCGAGCUGCAACAUUGUCCUUCUUCUUGAUCGCUUUGUUGAGUUUUGAAUUCGUCUCACCUUGGAUGAAUUUCAACAGUUAUGUGUCGAAGAAGCGCACCGAUUUAAAAAAGCGUUGUCCGAAUGUUCGCGCUAUACGAAAUUUUGAUCUGGAAUCGAUGAUGGGAUUUUGGUAUGUUGUCCAGUAUUAUGCAUCGACGGAAGAGUUGCCAGAAUAUGCCUGCAUGCAAAGCGAUUUUACAUUCUCCGCCGAAGAUCAACAUAUAACCAUGAAUUUUAGUUACAUUUUCGCCGAAGAUCCAUUGCGUGAGAAAUUACAGGGAAAUAUUACCUGGUUCAUACCGGAUUUCGAAACACCAGCGCAUUGGAUGCACACAGAGGAUAUUUAUGAGGGCAUCUACAACACUUACGUCAUCGAUACGGACUACAAAUCGUGGAGCCUAAUAAUGCAUUGUGCGGAAAAGAAAAAUUCACCGCGUUACUUAUCAGCCUUGUUAUUGUCGCGAGAGCAGCAACUGGGCGAUAAUGUCGUAAACUUCUUGAGGGAAAAGCUACCACGCUACGACAUUGACCUGUCGUUUAUGUUCCCGAUUAAUCAGACGUGCCACAAUUUAAUGGAAUCCGUUAAUGACGAUCCUCUUGCUUACAUACUUAACGAAGAAAAGGAGGAAAAGGAUUUGACGAAUAAGGCCAAAUUUAUUUUGAAAACAUGAGCCAAUCUCAAAAAGAAAAUGUGAAUAAUACUAAAGAUAUACGUAGACAUAAAAGUAUUCAAUAAAUAUUAUAAUUAAUUUAGUAUUCAAAUUUUUUGUAAAUGAAAUAGAACCAAAAUAUAGGCACAUAACAUAUUAA
Messenger RNA from Bactrocera oleae (olive fruit fly), 1452 nucleotides. It is a transcript of the gene Karl, whose product is annotated as lipocalin/cytosolic fatty acid-binding protein Karl. Gene Ontology annotation, cellular component: cytoplasm. The record is from RefSeq and is a predicted model, not a curated record. Lineage: Eukaryota; Metazoa; Arthropoda; Insecta; Diptera; Tephritidae. Gene Ontology annotation, biological process: response to reactive oxygen species; lipid metabolic process. Gene Ontology annotation, molecular function: violaxanthin de-epoxidase activity.